Molecule: messenger RNA, 1113 nt
Organism: Penicillium olsonii
Lineage: Eukaryota; Fungi; Ascomycota; Eurotiomycetes; Eurotiales; Aspergillaceae
Source: the annotation of a GenBank genome assembly
AUGUGGCGGGAUCGCACCAACCUCUACCUCUCCUACCGCCAAUCCCUAAUCCACCACCCAGCCAAAAAGCCACAGUUCUCAAAUGGCCUCUCCGAAUCCUCCCAGCCCGAAGAGAGCCGGCGGCUCAUCAACGACGAAGAUGGCGACAUGGUCAUCGAAAUGGACCUCCUCCCACCCCGCUGGAUAGACGUACAAGAAGAAGUCUCCGAGCUCCUCGCCGAAAUCGCCCAGAACUCCUCCGAGCUCGACAAGCUUCACCAGAAACACCUUCUUCCAGGCUUCGGCGACGAAGAUCUGCGCAAGCAAGACGAGGGCGUGAUCGAGCGUCUGACGCAGGACAUCACGCGCUCGUUUCACGAAUGCCAGCGCUCCAUUCAGCGCAUCGAGUCCAUGGUCUCGGAAUCCAAAGAGCAAGGCACUGUGACGAGUGGCGAGGAAACAAUGGCGAAGAAUAUACAGAUUUCGCUCGCGGCGCGCGUGCAGGAGGCCAGUGCGCGUUUUAGGAAGAAGCAGAGCACUUAUUUGCGCAAACUGAGAGACUUGGAGGGCAUAGCCACGCCAUUCGAUAGAAUGCCUUCCCCACAGAACCCGUACUCCGACCCGUCGCUGAUGGAGUCUGAUGCGGAUAAGUCGUUCUCGCAGACUAUGUUACAGCAGACUUCUCAAAGGCAGGCGGGCUCGAACGACGCCGCUAUUGCGCAGCGUGAGCGCGAAAUUAAUGAUAUUGCCAAGGGUAUUAUCGAGCUCUCGGAUAUCUUCCGUGAACUACAGGGCAUGAUUAUUGAUCAGGGAACGAUGCUUGAUCGGAUUGAUUACAAUGUUGAGCGAAUGGGCACUGAGGUCAAGGCUGCGGAUAAGGAACUUAAAGUGGCCACGGGUUACCAACGGCGGACUAUUAAACGCAAGAUCAUGCUCCUCCUCCUUUUGGUUGUAGUAGGUAUGAUUAUUGUCCUAGUUGUCAAACCGAAGGGGAACAGCUCGCCACCGCCGCCGCCUCCUGAAGACGAAUCAUCGAACAACAUUCGCUCUGUGUUGGCUUAUCGUGGACGCAGGCAUCAAUUAUCGAAUCGGUUCGCCCGAGAUCGUUGGAUGGAUCCAGAUAUAUUUCGAUGA